Molecule: messenger RNA, 1226 nt
Organism: Notothenia coriiceps (black rockcod)
Lineage: Eukaryota; Metazoa; Chordata; Actinopteri; Perciformes; Nototheniidae
Product: stonustoxin subunit beta-like
Exons: 3
Coding region: 113-724 (203 amino acids)
Molecular function (GO): protein binding
Source: RefSeq, a predicted model, not a curated record
CUGCCAGGCCAUCUUUGACUGUCCGGAAGCUGACUUGUCCUCUGAUGUUGACAUCGAACAACAAACCCCUUUUGACUUUGUCAAAAGGGCUAUAUCUGAUUUGAGAGACAGAAUGGAAAAUGUUUCCAUAGCUAUUGCAGAAAUAUCUCAGACAAUUCAAGCUGAUCCUGACCCUCAGACAAGACAGGAGCUCUCCCUUUAUUCCAGCAGCCUCAGUUUGGAUCCCAACACAGCAUUUGAAAACCUUUUGCUCUCUGAGGGAAACCGCAAAGUAACCUGGAUUAAAAAAGCUCAGAGGUAUCCCUUGCACCCAGAGAGGUUUACCCAAUAUGAUCAGGUGUUGUGCACUGUAGGCUUAUCUGGAGUCUGCUACUGGGAGGUUGAGUGGCGGGGGAGCAGGGUUGAGGUCGCUGUGUGCUAUAAAGGGGCAGAUUUGGAGGAAAGUGGCUUUGGGGAUAUAGCAAGUCACUCCUGGUGCAUUUCUCUUUCAAAUGUUGGUUGCGCCUAUUGGCACGGUGGAAUCAAAACCAAAAUACCCAUUAACUGCUCCUCUACUGUAGGUGUGUAUCUGAACCACAAGGCAGGGACUCUGUACUUCUACAGCGUGUCUGACUGUGGGGAAAUGACUCUCCUUCACAGAGUCAACACCACAUUCUCCCAGCCUCUGUACCCCGGCCUCAUGGUCUCCAGAGGGGCCUCAGCCAGGAUAGUGUGUGCAAAAUAAAUCCACUGCCAAGGUGUGCUCGAGUGAAGUAAGGUAGUAUGUUCAUUCUGCGUUUGCAUUAAAGACGAGUGCUACAAAUAUGUUCAUUUCAAUUAUAUAUUGUCUGUAGCUUAUUAUCUGAUUCUAUUCUUUAUUAUAGUUUUUACUAGAAAAAAAGGCUGAAGAUAAUAAUGAGACGGAUGUGAGGCAGUAUGUUCAAUCUGUGUUUGUGUUAAAGACGAGUGCUAAAGAUUUUUUCAUUUAAAAAACAUUGUUUGUAGCUCAUUAUUUGAUUCUAUUCUUUAACAUUUAUUUUGUUAGAAAAAAAGGGUGAAGAUAAUGAUGAGACAGAUGUGAGGUUUUGGUGUGUAUCAUGUUUCUCAUCCUGUAAUGGAAAUUGUAAACUCAUCAUGCAGGUGCAUGUUAAGUUAUUAAGUAGAACAAUUCUAUGUAAAUGUAAUAGAUACUCAAACUCCUCUUGCUUUGUCAUGCGUUUAAUGUUUAUAAUCAAUAAAAAAUAUGU